Fraxinus pennsylvanica is the source of this 324-nucleotide messenger RNA. NCBI's taxonomy places the organism in Eukaryota, Viridiplantae, Streptophyta, Magnoliopsida, Lamiales, Oleaceae. The record is from the annotation of a GenBank genome assembly.
AUGAUGACAAAACAAUUUGAUGCCUUGAGCCUUCACAAUCUUACUGUUGACUAUAUAAGAAAGGCGCCACCUAUCGAACCUGAUAACCUUGAACACCACCAUGUCUAUGGAGGAGCAGUGGAAGAUCGCGGUGCUGAGCUUUCGAAUAAGCUGAUUAAAGCUACUAAAAAGAGAGAUGAAGCCAUUCUCGAAGCUUCGAAAUUGAAGUAUUCAAUGGCCGAGCUCGAAAAGAAGCUGAACGGCCUAGAAAUUUACUGCCAUAGCUUGAAAUCUGGGCUUGAAGUUUGUAGCAGCACUAGUAAGAUUUCAGUAAGUUUUAGUUAA